AUGAUCUCGGCGGUCUACGUGUAUCGGGCCGACAGCGAGCACGAACUCUAUCCAUACGAGCCCGUCGACCCUUACGGUCUCUCACAGUACACCCGCAACCCCCCGCCACGACAUCUUCCACCAGGCAGGAUUCGGAACUUUGAUCUCGACAACAUCGGACCCGAACGCCGAGCUAGGAUCCGCAUUCGUGAGGCAAUUGCCGUGGGCGAUGACAGAGAAUCCCAGAUACUCCGCGUCGACAUCAUGGAGCCGCCGAUCAUCGAACGAAGCACCCACGCCUCCCUCAUUGUCGACGGCAAGACUGAAGAGGGCAUUCGAAAGUCUCCCAUUACUCGAACACUCGUCCCCAAGGUCUACGAUGCCGAGUUUCGCCCCAGCGACUGGGGUGCGCCGUGGAGCAACGUCGAGCAGGCCGACGGCGAGUUCGCCCGUGAGCAUGGCGCCUACAAGUACUGCUACGAGCAAGGGAGGACGGGGGGUCAGCACCUUUUGCCGGAGUUCUUUGGUGGCUGGGCCAUGGUUGUCGAUGAUGGUCCGGGGAAGACGAGACAGGUUGGACUCACGUUGAUGGAGGAUAUUCGUGGCUUCUCCGUGGAGAAUCUGUGUUAUCGUGAGGUGACCGAGAAAUGGGAGGGUCCUCUCGAGCCUACCGACCGCCCCGUCGGCUUCCUCAAGUCUGAUAACGAAUCCAUCUAUAUGGAUAUCGACCUCGCCUUUCGCAAGGAUGUUAUGAAGCGGGCGCUGGACGGCAUCGUCAACAACUUACACAUCGGUGUCGAACACCGUGACUUCGAGCCAGCCAAUCUAUUCAUCACGAUGCGAAACGUCCACAACGACGAGACGAAACUGCGUGUCGUUCUGCUCGACCACACCUUCACCCAAGUCUGGUCUAAAACCACAUACGCGGCCACCAAUGGGGAACGCUACUGUCAUCAGGCUCUUCCCUACCCGGCUCACCCUUACUUCCGCUUCGGCAUCCUCGCCAUGGAUCGGUAUGUUGGCUGGUAUCCGAUGGACUACGACGAUGAUAAGGAGUUCGACGAGUGGCUUCUCAGCGACGAGGUCUUCGGUCCUCUCAGGGAGGCCAGGGACGAGAUGAGCGAGUUGAGGGCUACGAGGAUGGCUUGGGUGUCGGCGUUGCGGAAGACUGGAGACGUGGCGGAGGAGAAGUUGCGGGGAGACGUGAAGUGGCCGCACGAGUACCCCAAGUACUCGAUGUUUUCGACACUGGACGAGAUACAAGAGAUGAGGCGUAAAGGCUUGUCUGCUGUCUUUAACAGACUUCGACAAAUGAGGCUUGGGUCUGAGGAACGUACUAAGGAAGGGCUGAAAGCGGAGAAGCAGUCGGCGGAGAAUCUUCGCGAGAUGGGUGACGCGAUGCGUGCUCUUCAACAAAAGCAACGGCAAAUGGAUGAGCAGGUCCUUGAGAGAGCUUUGAUAGCUCGUCUCAAAAAGCUUCCAUGA
Molecule: messenger RNA, 1464 nt
Organism: Colletotrichum karsti
Lineage: Eukaryota; Fungi; Ascomycota; Sordariomycetes; Glomerellales; Glomerellaceae
Exons: 1
Coding region: 1-1464 (487 amino acids)
Source: RefSeq, a predicted model, not a curated record